AUGAGCCAGUCAGUUAAUUGAGAGUCGCGAACGUGUAAAGACAUCGACGUCUCCGUUAAAUGGUAAGACGUAUACAAAUGGAACGGAACGUCUUCAAGUUCUUCCGGUCGCUUUGAAUGGCAGUGAUUGUGUUUAAUAACAACAGUAAAAAAAAUUUGCGAAUGUUUUUGUCGAUAUUGUUGUUGCAAUUAAUGUUGUUUUCGGUGUAUUGCUGAGGCGGCAUGUGUAAAAAGUCAUGUGAAAAAAAAGAAUUGCAUAUUACCUAUUUGAUUACGAUUGAAAAUUUUAAAAUCACUGAUUAGAUAAACGAUCGUUGGCCGCACUGUUGUGUUCUGUUAUUGUGAAAUUUAAAUUGUUGACGACGUUGGUGCGUGUUAUCUUAAAACAAGGUACUGAUCCUCGAGCGAUCCAUUAUAAUUAAUAGUUUUUGUGUUCCCCCUUUUCUUUACAAAAUUCGAGUGUGUGUUAGCGAGUGCUUAUAAAAUUACGCUCUCACUGAAAAAAUGUCUAACGUGUAAACUACUAGAUAAGUAACUAGAAAGUCUUCAAUAAUUGAGACCGCUCAAAGCACACGAUCGCUGUUUAAUGUCUUUGAUUGUGCUCUACUUGCUAAUCGCGGCCGGCAGACACAUCGCGAGCGUGCAAGCAGAAAAUGAGACGCGCCAAACGGCAGUGCGACGCUUGGUUAGCGCGCCAAUAUGUUGUCCCCUAGGCUGGUCGUUAGUCAAGAUCAAUUUGGGCUUCUUUCGACCCGAGAUCUACGAGUGCCGCAAUCUCGAAGAAGGCGACGCUAACAACAGCACUGCCAGCGGUGACGCUAAGGAAACUGAAAUCAGCGUUGACAUCUUCCAACGCACCGCGCCGGUCUACGGUUACCGCAUACAAGCGCCGGCGUUGGAUCAGGGCGGCAAUUAUAGCGGUCAGCUGCCACAAUGCAAUCGGCAAACCUUCGUCUUUCUUACGGGCGACCGUGAGGUGGAGUUGCCAUCAAGCGCGUGUCUUACCAGUGUCGAUCAACGUUUGGCGGCCGUUUAUUGUCCGCCAGCGCGCGGUGAGGCACUACAAACGCUGAGCGUGGUGCACAAAUGCUGCCCGCUGCAUUAUGUUUACGAUGCAAGUCAACAGAAAUGUGUACGCAUUGCGGGCACAACAAAUUUCCAGCGCUAUGGCAUACUGUUGCAACAGUGGGCGAUCUUCGUCGAUGAUGUGUUGGCGUGUCCGCAAGACAUGGCACUGGUGGAGUAUCAAUUGAGUGGCAAGGAAGUGAAAUUCAUCGACGGAAAAGUGGCGAUCGCCAUACGCGGCGAGUGGAAAAAGUUCGAGUUGCUUGAAUACUGCAUGGAGGCGAUUGAGGGUGCGUCCGUUUGGAGUGAUUUUGCCGACCAACGGUAUAUAGUGCGUACGUGUCAGCCGCGCCGCGUCUGUCAGGGCGUCGCGUGCAUACGCCGUUGUUGCGCCGAUGGCGAAUUCUUUACGAAAGGCAACAAAACCUCCUAUUGCAAACGCGACGAGUCGGAUGUUAGUUUUCAUAGUUUCGAGAGUCUGCAGAUUACUGGUAACUUUUCAAAACCCGCUGUGUUUGGCAUUCUACGCGGUUUGGAUUGUCAACGAUUCCUUCUAAAUCCCGAUCUGUAUAGCUCCGAUGCGCACAUUAUCAACUCGAACGAUGGCUCGCUUUACGUUGCCUCCAGCACGAAGAACUACACGAACAAUCAGUAUUGUGUAGAAAAGAUACGAAAUUCGACAUUUGGCGAACAGAAGCUCUACACAUUCCUGUGUUUCGACUCGAAAGUGGUUGGCAAUGAAAAGAUACGCUUCAAAAUGUACCCCAUCGGUCUAUUGAUCUCCUGCUCCUUCUAUGCACUCACACUGGGCGUGUACUUAUCCAUUUCACGCUUACGCAAUUUGCCGGGAAAAAUUUUAAUCUGUUUAGUGAGUAAUUUAUUUGCGGCUUAUUUGGGCAUUGCAUUGGGUCAACUCGUACCCAUCAACAACGAUAAUAUGUGCUUCGCCUCCGGUUAUUUCAUAUACUUUUGCCUCAUGGCUGCAUUUGCCUGGAUGAAUGUGAUGUGCUUCGAUAUAUGGCAGACGUUUGGAUCCGCAAAAAAGAAACGUGGUUUCCAGACAAAGGAUAUGGGACGUUUUCUACUCUACUCACUCUAUGGUUGGGGGCUACCCACGCUCAUGACGACCAUUACAGUGACGCUGGCUAAAUCAGAUUUACUGACCAAUGAGAAUUUACGUCCGAACUUCAAGCAGGGUCGCUGCUGGUUCACUUAUGGCACUUUUGCUUCGGCAAAUUUACUCUUCUUCUCCGGACCGAUUGGAGUGCUCUCGCUCUUCAACUUUGUGCUCUUUCUACUAACACUACGCUACUGUAAUCGCGUAAAACGUGAAAUUUUCCGCAUGCAAAGUUCAAAUGUCGAAAAACCGAUUAUGCGACGUCGCUUUUUCGUGGAUAAGGCGCGUUUUGCCAUGAAUACGAAACUGUUCAUUGUUAUGGGCAUUACGUGGUUCAUGGAAAUAUUGAGCAUCGUUUUAUACGAUCGCAAAAAAGUGUUCUUUUGGGUCGUUAGCGAUUCCUUCAAUGUGCUAUUGGGUGUUUUCGUCUUCUUUAUAUUCGUCUUCAAGAAGCGCAUCUGGCAUGCAAUACUCUUUAAAUUAGGUUUCCGUUCCAAUGACAGCCUAAAAACGCUACCUCCGGCCACCUGCGCUACACAGUCCACCUAUGCGCCACAGACACAGAGCCUCUCGAUGACGCGCCUAAAUGCCAUCGAAGGCAAUCUGUCAUUGCUUUGUAAUGCGGCAAAGAAUUAGCAUAAGUUAUUUGUUGUACGCCUCCCACUCAUUAUUGUAUUUGUAUUAUUGUGCAUUUGUAAUAUUUGUAUAUAAUUUUUUUUUACGCUUUCGAGGUGUGUCAAAGUGCGUUUAGACACGAAAACUACAGAUUCGCAACCUUUGGCACACAGCUACAUAUGCUUAUGUAUGUGUUUAUAUGUAUGUUAUUUUAUUAGCGUUACGCUUGUUUGUAAGCUAUUUAUUAUAUUUAUUUACCAUUAAAAGCCAUAUUUAAAUUUAUACUGAAA
Bactrocera dorsalis (oriental fruit fly) is the source of this 3086-nucleotide messenger RNA. It is a transcript of the gene mthl15, whose product is annotated as G-protein coupled receptor Mth2. The coding region runs from base 586 to 2817 and encodes 743 amino acids. Gene Ontology annotation, cellular component: membrane. Gene Ontology annotation, biological process: cell surface receptor signaling pathway; G protein-coupled receptor signaling pathway. Gene Ontology annotation, molecular function: G protein-coupled receptor activity. Lineage: Eukaryota; Metazoa; Arthropoda; Insecta; Diptera; Tephritidae. The record is from RefSeq and is a predicted model, not a curated record. The transcript is spliced from 7 exons.